AUGCUCAGGGGCUUCAGCGGCGCUUUUGAAGGGGAGCGGGAGAGGUCCGACGUGGUAGCCUGCUGGUGCACGCAAAUGCUCUCUGGAGUACAAAUGCCAUCGGGGGAGUAUGAAGACCAAAUUCUCGGCCAGACGGUCAAAACCAAGUGGCUCUCCAUCGGCACUCUUUCUGCCACCGUCGCCGCGUCCUAUCUCGCCAUGUCGGGCGAGAGCAAGCCUAAGCAGCCCGCGUCGGGAGCGAAGCAGACGUUGGAGCAGGUGAAGGAGGCUGUUACCUUCAAGUCAUCGUCGUCAGAGGAGGAGGACUUGAUGAACAGCAUCAAGAAGUACAUCGCCGAGGCCGAGCAGGAGGCGAAGCACUGA
Molecule: messenger RNA, 363 nt
Organism: Stereum hirsutum FP-91666 SS1
Lineage: Eukaryota; Fungi; Basidiomycota; Agaricomycetes; Russulales; Stereaceae
Exons: 4
Coding region: 1-363 (120 amino acids)
Source: RefSeq, a predicted model, not a curated record